Molecule: messenger RNA, 1190 nt
Organism: Vicia villosa (hairy vetch)
Lineage: Eukaryota; Viridiplantae; Streptophyta; Magnoliopsida; Fabales; Fabaceae
Product: serine/arginine-rich splicing factor SC35
Exons: 8
Coding region: 82-888 (268 amino acids)
Molecular function (GO): RNA binding
Source: RefSeq, a predicted model, not a curated record
GCGUCAUCCCUUUCUCAUUAGGGUUUUCAUCUGGUUAUCAUCUCCCACCUUCUGUGUAUCCAAUCCAGUUCUGAAUCAACCAUGUCUCACUUCGGAAGGUCAGGCCCCCCAGACAUCGCCGAUACCUACUCUCUCCUCGUCCUGAACAUCACUUUUCGUACAACCGCCGACGACCUAUUUCCGCUCUUUGAUAAGUACGGUAAGGUCGUUGACAUCUUCAUCCCCAAAGAUCGAAGAACUGGUGAGUCGAGAGGUUUUGCUUUUGUUCGUUACAAGUAUGCUGAUGAAGCUUCCAAGGCUGUUGAUAGGCUCGACGGAAGAAUGGUUGAUGGUCGUGAAAUAACCGUCCAGUUUGCAAAAUAUGGACCUAAUGCUGAGAGAAUUCAGAAAGGAAGGAUUAUUGAAACAUCUCCGAGAUCAAAGACCUCGAGGAGCCGCAGUCCCAGCAGGAGAAGGCAUCGUGAUGAUUACAGAGACAAGGAUUAUAGGAGGAGAAGUCGCAGCAGGAGUUAUGACAGAAAUGAACGUGACAGGUAUCGCGGGAGAGACAGGGACAGUCGUCGCCGAAGCAGAAGUCGUAGUGCUAGUCCUGGUUACAGGGGCCGUGGGAGGGGGCGCCAUGAUGACGAGCGUCGUAGUAGAAGCCGGAGUAGAUCAGUGGACAGCCGCUCCCCUACACGGCGCAGUCCUAGUCCUAGAAAGAGCCCUUCUCCUAAUAAGAGUAUUUCCCCUCAAAGGAGUGCUUCCCCCAGGAAAAGUCCACGUCGUGUAAGUCCUGAUAAUCGUAGCCGUGAUGGAAGGUCUCUUACGCCUCGCAGUGUCUCGCCACGAGGUCGCCCUGAUGCUUCCCGAAGCCCAUCUCCUCGAAAUUCAAAUGGUGAUGAAUAAGCUACUAAGCUAUUUUUUUGAAGUAUUCCAGAGACAUUCAGACUAGUGUACCAGUGUACCUGUUGCUGUCUUGAAAAUAUUGGAUGAUUUGGUUGAUGUGAUGGUAUUAUCAAAGUCUUGGAAACAUUUUAUGAUCUAAGUGCAGUUUGGUAGGGUCGGAUUUCCUUGAUGUUUCUCUGUUUUGAUCUAUUAUGUUGUUUACUUAUGAGUUUGGUAGCUUUUGAAACUUGUAGCUGCUAGGUUAAUAUUUCUGUACGAGGGAUUUUUUCUAUUUCAGCCUUACUCUAUUGUGUUUGCAUUUA